CUUCCUUUUCUUUUCUCUUUAUACUUUCACAUACUCAAGUACAUACAUACUCACAUUACACUUUACAUUCGAACCAUCCCUCAUAUCAUUUAUCAAUCACAUAGUAUAAGUCCACCACUCUAGCCAGUAAUGCCAACAUCUGUGCAUCAUUGCAAUCCGAACUGCAGUACCCCAUAUCAUGGUGACAAUAUAAAGCAUGUAUACCAGCAACAACGGUAUCCGUCGUUUUACUUUCUCAGAAAGCUCUUGCCGAGUUCAAUGCUGUUCCGCAAGCGACCACGCCACCAUCAUCAACAUCCAUUCAAUCACCAUCAUGCCACGGAUAAAACAGCGACAUCAACAUCGUCAUCGAGUCCGAACAUCAGACGCUCCGCCUCCACCAAUAGCAAGCCGCUUCAUGUUCUCGUACGCGUAUCAUCCAUCCGCAACGCGUCGUCCAUGUUCUUUGUAAAUAACAAGAGAAAGAAACGCAAUACCAGCGUAACUAAUGGCAGCAACAGUGGUACCCGUAGCCGAAGCAACAACAAAUAUCAUGGCAAUAAUGUUGAUAGCAAUGCUUUGUCAACGACAUCCUCGUCAUCGGAAAACAGUAGUAAUGUUAGUUUCUCAGUAGCUCUGAACAAAAAACUCAAAACAUCGGCAUCUACGGAUCUAAUAGCCAGCUCUAUGGCACGGCCCCUUUCACAUGGAAUCACCAGUCGUCGCAGCAUCAAAUGGCAAAACAUGACCACUGCUGCUACAACUGCUACAGCAAAAACAACAACAACAAUAACUCCUCAUUUACUACUACCUCAAAGGCCGUUUAGCGCCGAUUUCACCGAUACUUAUAACAACCUGCAUAGCUGCUGUUUCAUGAUCAUGGAUGAUGAUCUUGUUUCGGAGCAGUAUGAAGAGAACAUAAUGGAUGAUGAUGAUAAUGACAACUACCAAGACCGAGAUGUUAAUGAUGAUGUCGGUGAUAUCGGGUUACACCCUAGCCACACGAGUACCACAACCACUGCGCCAACAGCAUCCACCACAUCCUCAUCAUCGGCAUUAUCCUCUUUGGAUCAACAACAAAGCCCAAGCCAAGAAAAAUCAUUACCGUCGCUUCCGCCACCUCAACAACAACAACAACAGAGCUUUCGCCUUUUGCGGAGAUUAUCUAGAUUUGGCUCUUCUCCGGCACCGACAACAACAACAACAACCACAAAAACUCCUCGUCGUGCUACAUCGCUACUUGUUUCAACACCGUCAAUAUUUUUUACAGCUCAACAGCCAAAAUCAUCCACUACUAGUACCACUGCCACCAACUCAACGGCAGCAACAGAAACAACUGGCAAGCAUGAUGGUGACAAGAUCUUGGGAAGAUCCAUGUCCCUGUCGAAUUAUUAUCGACGUCGGUUUUCGUCAUUGAUCAUCACAAACAAUAAUGAAUUUGGCAACAGCAUGACCCGUGCGCGAUCGGUGUUUAUCCGAAACAAACAGGAGAGGGCCGUCGCCGUUUGGAAACGUUCCGUCGCACAGCUUGACUUGUCGGCGCCUCCACCAUCCUCCAGCUCUUUGCUCUUCGUCCUCCCUGUAGCAGAGCCUGAUACUACUAAUGGUAGUAAUGAUAUGAGCAGUAGCAAGAAUGAUGCCAUACGCGCAUUUAUCCUGAACGAACUUUACGCGACUGAAACUUCCUAUCAUCGUCUAUUGGAUUUUAUCUCUACGAAAUACAUGCAGCCGAUGGUUGCUGCAAUGCAGAACAGGGACCCGCUGCUUGUCAAGAAGUCAGGCGAUAUCCCAAUCCUGUUUGGCCAUUUAGCCCAACUCUUGAAAGUCUCCCAAGGGCUGAUUGAUAUGCUCGACCGGCAGGUGCACGUCGCACAAGUGUUUAUGUCAUUACAGGAAGAACUCACGAUCUUUCUACGAUAUGCAGUUCAUUACAAGACAUAUUUCAAGACUAUUCGACGAGCAUGCCAAACCAACGCACUGUUAUUGAGUAUUGAGCGGGUAAGGAAUUAAAGCAAAACUGUUAUUGGGUGCCACAACUACGGGCUCAGUGUGCACAGCAGCUCUAUUUACUGUUACUAUAUACGGAGUAGACGGUUUUGUAUCUGCUCGUUGUUACAUCCAUGCUGAGCGUUGUAUUAUAUCAUAUUACACGCGACAUAGAUACAAGUGUAUUAAUUGAAUCGGUCAAUUGAUAUUGAUAGGAAUGCUUGGCUCGGCGCGACACCA
Molecule: messenger RNA, 2205 nt
Organism: Zychaea mexicana
Lineage: Eukaryota; Fungi; Mucoromycota; Mucoromycetes; Mucorales; Lichtheimiaceae
Exons: 3
Coding region: 130-1989 (619 amino acids)
Molecular function (GO): guanyl-nucleotide exchange factor activity
Source: RefSeq, a predicted model, not a curated record